Molecule: messenger RNA, 480 nt
Organism: Eruca vesicaria subsp. sativa (arugula)
Lineage: Eukaryota; Viridiplantae; Streptophyta; Magnoliopsida; Brassicales; Brassicaceae
Source: the annotation of a GenBank genome assembly
AUGCUGAGACCAAUCAAAGUUUCUUUAGAUCUAAAGAUAACACAAGCAAUAGUAGUAGCAACAGCACAAGUCAUCAUCACCAAAACCACACAAGAGCCUCAAUACUAUCAACCAACAAGAAUAACACUAAUUACUCAUCACCGGACCUCCUUCAACUCCCACCACAUCUACAACCACACACCAACCUCAAUAUCAACCAAACCCUCAUGGCUGGCUAACGCAGUUCAUCUAGCCGAACUCACUAGAGUCUUUCGUGGCUCCACAAGCAGCACCAUGGAUGCGGCUCAUCAGCAGCUGAUGAGCUACAACCACAUGCCUGUCUCAGGGCUCAAUCUCAACCUUGGUGGUGCAUUGGUCCAUCCGCCUCCUCCUCCUCCUACGGUGUCGCUUGAGGAUGCAUGUUGGAAAUGUGGAAAUGGCGAAAUGCAUGGACUUGGAUGGAUACUGGCCAUCUUACUGAUUAGGAGUUAUCGCUUUUGA